AUGAAAUUACGAUGCUUUAAUCAGGCCCAAACUACGCAAAGUUGGCAUCCCAGAUCCGUGUUCAGGGUCGUAAGCAGUUGUCCUCUUGAUCGAAAAGAUCGGCUAAGCCCAGAGAGCUGGCAAAUCUUAAUUGGCCAUCCCCCAACAAAUCUUCUUCGAAUGUAUAAAAUGGACUCCUCAGACUUCUGGCAGCAGGCGCGCGCCCCGUUUGGCCUGCAAUACUCUUCCCCCUCGAGUCAACAGCCUAUAUCCCACCACGCUUUGCACCACUCCCUUCCGCAGGAGCACGAGCAGUUGGCCGAAUCCCACCCUGAAGGACCAGCCGCAGUAUCGGGCGCAGUGGGCAACAGCAGUUCCAUGGCUAUUUCCGGCAUCAAUCCUACUGUGGGCAGCAAGGCAGAGUCCAGUCACAUGCUGCAGCAGCAUUUAGAGCAGCAGUCCUAUGGAUCCGACUCCUUUCGAGGCGCCCAGUCGCCCCAGCUGAGCAGCCACCACCUGUUGUUUAACGCUGCUGCUGCCGCUGCUGCGGCGGCUCACCUCAAGUCCACGGCGAUGCAGAAUAACCUCUCGCCAAUAGGCGAUCAGGCGCAAAAUAACCUUCGAAACUACGGUCAAGGAUCCUUAAACGUCUUAGGUGGGAUCAAGCCCAAGCAGGAGAUGGAUGCUAAGACGCUCCUCCAACCGCUAGACGUGUGUUCCCAGCCGGUAGUGCACGCGCAGUCCCAGCCCCAGUACGGCGGUGACUUUUACGACGUUGUCGACCCACAGGCUAGAGAAGUCUCUGAACCUGUAGGCAGAGCACUGAUCAUCGGACUCGGAGUACCUAGUGCGGGGUCCACCGACGACGCGCAGUCCAGUUUGCAGACUCAGCAACUGUCGGGGACUGGUCGAGCAUUGCAGACACGUCAGUGCAAGCCGAUGUCCCCUGAAAUAGGUGGUAGCUCGAAUUCGGGCGCAGGACGCAGAUCGGCACCCACAACAAUCAACAAGACCUUUUCGCAGGGUCAGCAGUCCCCUCAGCACUCCACAACGCCAUCCGGCGGCAGCACGACGCCCGACAUCAAAUACAAUAACGACAAAAUGACCAAUGAAAUUCAGCUUCAGCUAUCCCGGUCGAGCAGCGCAGCAGCGAUCAGUGAACGCACCCUCGAAGAAUGUUGGUCAACCCUGCAACGACUUUUUAUGCACAAAAGCGCGAUGCAGCAAAUACAGCAGCAGAUUCCCCGCGUCGGCCUGGGAACACACGGCGUGACCGGCUCGGCCAGCUUGGGUGGCAGUAUUACGCCUAGCUCGGAUACUAAGCCGCAUCAGUGUCAGCAAUGCAUGAAGAGUUUUUCCAGUAACCACCAACUAGUGCAACACAUCAGAGUACACACUGGAGAGAAGCCAUACAAGUGCUCCUACUGUGAUCGUAGAUUUAAGCAGUUGUCGCACGUCCAGCAGCACACGCGCCUGCACACAGGAGAACGGCCCUAUAAAUGUCAUCUGCCAAACUGCGGUCGAGCCUUUAUACAACUUUCAAAUUUACAACAGCAUUUAAGAAACCAUGACGCUCAGGUUGAACGUGCUAAAAAUCGUCCCUUUCACUGCAAUAUUUGUGGAAAGGGUUUCGCCACUGAAUCUAGUCUGCGCACACAUACAUCGAAGGAGCUACAGCUGCAUCUUGGUGUCUUGCAGCAGCAUGCCGCACUAAUAGGUGGUCCAAACGCUACGUCUUGUCCUGUGUGCCAUAAACUUUUUCUUGGCACUGAGGCCCUUCUGGACCACAUGAAACAUGUUCAUAAGGAAAAGAGUCCCCCACCUGGUGGCUCAGCCCCAUCCCAGUUCAGCGAGCUUAAUCAGAUAGCUACGGGCAAUGGGAACGGAAAUGGAACUGGGCCUAGCACCGAACAAAUCGCUACCCAAUGCACAACUGAAUCGAACUCGCAUCAGGCCACUGUUGGCUCUAGCUUAAUCGACAGUUUUUUGGGCAAACGAAGAACUGCCAACCAUCCUUGCCCAGUUUGCGGCAAACAUUACGUCAACGAGGGUUCCCUAAGAAAACAUCUGGCAUGCCACGCCGAGAGCUCACAGCUUACAAACAGCCUGCGUAUGUGGCCAUGUAGCGUUUGCCAGGCUGUCUUCACACAUGAAAACGGCCUUCUUACCCAUAUGGAGUCGAUGCGUAUGGAUCCGAAACAUCAGUUCGCCGCUCAAUACGUAUUGUCCCGGGCAGCUGCGGAACAGAGAGAACGAGAAUCCCUUUUAGCAGUAACCUUGGCCGCCAGCAGUGGCGCUGCUGGUCCAAGAAUCGGAAUUGCGGAGGCCGGAAACGUUUUGCCUAUGGGAGCUCACAACUCGGAAGGAUCCAACUCGAAGUGUCCUUCCCCUUCGGCUAACUCGGAAUGCUCUUCAAACGGACGCCUCUCGUCAUCGACCACAUCAGAUCAAGACCAAGACAUUGAGCACGGCUUAAGUGAAAAUGAAAACAGCAACCAGAAUCACAUUAGCAGUAGCACGAAUAACAACAAUAAUUGCACAAAUAACAACAACUCUAGCUCUCAUAAAAUGGCUGAGCUUCGACUUCCGGGAUCCGGCCAAUAUACCAUGGACGCAGAAUUGCACGUCGCCAACCGGAUGUCACUAAUGGCCGCUGCUGCUGCUGCAGUUGCUGCGUCACGACCACAAGACGGAGUGGACCCUUCAGCAGUGCCCAGCGCGGCGGUUCAAGCCGCUGUGGUUAAUCUGGCGGCUGCAAUGCGAAUGAACAAUUCCAGCAACGGUGCUACCUCCUCCUACCAACAACAGCACGGCGAUCAAACCCAGGCACUCCAACCACAUAUCCAUCCACAUGCACAUCCACAUCACCAUCAACAGCAGCAGGCUCCGCAGCACCAGCAGCAACAGUUGUCCCAUUUGCUAGUCCAUACUCACCCCAGCAAUAGCAACUGCCGUUCGCAAAGUUCACCAAAUAUAAAUGUGCCAACUUUGCAGAACGAAUCAUCCUCUUCCGCAUCAAUCGCUAUGAACAUGAACGUGCAUAUGAUGCGCGGUUCGCUUGAGCCGGACACGAGUUUGGGAGGAAUGCAUGCGAUAGAAGUACUUCACCAACACCAGCAGCACCACCAUCAUCACCACCACACGUCAAACUACCCGCAGCACGCCGUAACGCCUACCAACCAGCAGACUCACCCCAACUCCCAGACACACCACACAUCCCACCACCAUCCGAGUCCGGAAACAGCGCUCCGAAUGCACCAGGCUGAAGCAAUCUUACGCUCGCAUACCGAAGCGGCAUUCCGACUGGCAACUGGAUCUGGUCCUGGCACCGGAGUAAAAUGCGAGGCGGAUCAAAACAAGCUGAGUAGUAACGGCAAUGCUGGUGGCAAUAGUGGGGGAAGAAACCAACAACAUCGAUUCCAUGCGAAUUCGAAUCAUCAAGAGAAUCAACGACCAUCGGACUCAUGAGGCUCGCCUAUUGAUUCCUCUAAGGAUGUGGACUGAGGAUAGAUACAAAAUCAAGUACAACGAUUUUCCUAUUGCGUCGAUUGCAACUGAUACAAUAGGAUUCAAUGCAUGUGAAUGAGUAACCCUCAUAAAUUAAUAAAUUUAUGGCAAUUGAUGUAAAUGAGAUUAUGUAUGUAUGUAAGUUUAAAUAGGCAAACAUGCCCUAAGUUACUACCCCAUUUAUUGUGCAAUAUCAUCUACCGUCAAUGUCGGCAGAAAAAUAAAUGUAAAAAAUUUCGUGUUAUGUUUACGUUUAUAAUAAGAGUAAAGAUAAAAGCGCGAAAAUCA
This is a messenger RNA of Drosophila teissieri, 3774 nucleotides long. It is a transcript of the gene dati, whose product is annotated as zinc finger protein 592. The record is from RefSeq and is a predicted model, not a curated record. Gene Ontology annotation, molecular function: DNA-binding transcription factor activity, RNA polymerase II-specific; RNA polymerase II cis-regulatory region sequence-specific DNA binding. The coding region runs from base 1 to 3447 and encodes 1148 amino acids. The transcript has 9 exons. Gene Ontology annotation, cellular component: nucleus. Lineage: Eukaryota; Metazoa; Arthropoda; Insecta; Diptera; Drosophilidae. Gene Ontology annotation, biological process: regulation of transcription by RNA polymerase II.